AUGACCCACGCACCCACUCUGCAGCCCAAGUUUCUUCCCACCCGUGACGACCUGGGUGUCGUUGCGGUUGGUUUCUCCGGUGGCCAGAGGAAGGCUGGUGUCGAUGCCGCGCCCAUGGCCCUGGUCGAGGCCGGCCUGCUCGACCAGCUGAGGGAUGACCUUGAGUUCAAGAUCAGCUACGACGGCGAGGUCCACACCUACGCCGACGUCGUCCCCAAGGAGGACCCAGACCACCGCGGCAUGAAGUGCCCGCGCACCGUCAGCGCCGUCACCCGCAAGCUGAGCGAGCAGGUGUACGAGCACGCCCGCAAGGGCCGCUGCGUGCUGACCCUGGGCGGCGACCACUCCAUCGCCAUCGGCUCCAUCUCCGGCACCGCCAAGGCGACCCGCGAGCGCCUGGGUCGCGAGAUUGCCGUCAUCUGGGUGGACGCCCACGCCGACAUCAACACUCCCGAGACGUCGGACAGCGGCAACAUCCACGGCAUGCCUGUCGCCUUCCUGACGGGCCUGGCCAAGGAGGACAAGGAGGACAUGUUCGGCUGGAUCAAGGAGGACCAGAUGAUCAGCGUCAAGAAGCUCGUCUAUAUUGGCUUGCGUGACGUCGACGUCGGCGAGAAGAAGAUCCUCCGGGAGAAUGGCAUCAAGGCCUUCUCCAUGCACGACAUUGACAGGCACGGCAUUGGAAAGGUCAUGGACAUGGCCCUCGGCUGGAUUGGUAGUGACACCCCCAUUCACCUCUCCUUUGACGUCGACAGCCUCGACCCUCAGUUCGCUCCCAGCACCGGCACCCCCGUGCGCGGCGGUCUUACCCUACGCGAGGGCGACUACAUUGCUGAGUGUGUUGCCGAGACGGGUAGCCUCAUCGCUCUCGACUUGGUCGAGGUCAACCCUAGCCUGGAGGCUCAGGGAGCGUCCGAGACCGUUCGUGCAGGGUGCUCGAUCGUGCGCUGUGCGCUGGGUGACACGCUGCUGUAA
Messenger RNA from Lasiodiplodia theobromae, 975 nucleotides. RefSeq names its product Arginase protein. The record is from RefSeq and is a predicted model, not a curated record. NCBI's taxonomy places the organism in Eukaryota, Fungi, Ascomycota, Dothideomycetes, Botryosphaeriales, Botryosphaeriaceae. The coding region runs from base 1 to 975 and encodes 324 amino acids. Gene Ontology annotation, cellular component: cytoplasm; nucleus; cytosol. Gene Ontology annotation, molecular function: arginase activity; manganese ion binding. The transcript has 4 exons.